Molecule: messenger RNA, 2090 nt
Organism: Hyaloscypha bicolor E
Lineage: Eukaryota; Fungi; Ascomycota; Leotiomycetes; Helotiales; Hyaloscyphaceae
Product: cytochrome P450
Exons: 4
Coding region: 272-1831 (519 amino acids)
Molecular function (GO): iron ion binding; oxidoreductase activity, acting on paired donors, with incorporation or reduction of molecular oxygen; heme binding
Source: RefSeq, a predicted model, not a curated record
ACGUGAGUUGUUGAUCAAGAAGAUGCUGAUGAAUGGCGGAGUUGACGUUCGUCCUGCCAAAUCCGGGGCGCGCCACACUAGAAGCGGUUCCUGGCCAAGCACUCCCCUCAUCCCCAGCAGCUCUUCGCGCUAAUGAAAGGGGCCGCAGAAGGCACCACACCACUAAGACGGCUCAUCGCCGACAGAAUGUUGCGACCUUCGGCCCUCAGAGUUGUACAAAGCGGCGUAUCUGAGACCUUUGGGACUGGAGGCACGUGCUACACAUCUUGCAAUGGGUUUCCUCGAGACCGUCCCGUAUCCAUAUCUCUCAGCGACAGGCUCGGCCUUGGUAGUGUAUCUUAUCGCCGGCGCCAUAUAUCGGUUAUACUUCAGUCCCGUUGCUAAGUUCCCCGGCCCCAAACUCGCAGCUCUGACACUAUGGUACGAAUUUUAUUACGAUGUGGUGUGCCGCGGGCAAUACACCUUCCAGAUCAAACGGAUGCACGAGAAAUAUGGUCCUAUUGUCCGAAUCAACCCCUACGAGCUUCAUAUCGAGACACCAGGAUAUUAUGAUGAGAUAUAUGCGGGCGGAGGAAAGAGACGUGAUAAGUGGAACUGGUUCACCAACCAAUUCGGCAUCCCAGAGAGCACGUUCGCGACUGCUUCCCAUGAGAAACAUCGGAUGAGAAGAACGGCUCUGAAUCCGUUCUUCUCGAUGGCAAGUGUCCGGAGACUACAACCCAUGAUAGAAGAGACGUUGGAGAAGUUCUUGGGACGCUUUGCAGAUUUCCAGAAGUCUGGUGAACCAAUGGUUGUCUCUCUCGGCUAUGCCGCCUUUACAAAUGACAUUGUAAUGGAAUAUGCCUUUGCACGAUGUGAUCGCCGGAUCGAAGCCCCAGAUUUUGACCCUUCGUUCCACGAUGCGUCGAUUGUUGGGAGCACAAUGGGACACAUGACAAAGCAGCUCACCUGGGUGCUUCCACUCAUGCAAACUCUGCCAGACUGGGUAACUAUCAAGUUGAAUUCUGACAUGGCAUCAUAUGUCAAACUCCAAAAGGAUAUCUUCAAGCAAAUCGACAGCCUUCAAACAACAACAUAUGACGGCCAUCUAAAAGUCUCACAUGACACAAUCUUCCACGAAAUUUUGAAUAGCAAACUUCCCCCGGAAGAGAAGACUUCUACGCGCCUAUGGCAAGACGGCCAGGUCACAGUUAUUGCCGGCACUCUGACAACAGCAUGGGCACUUUCCGUCAUGACAUACCACCUCCUGACCGUUCCUGAAGUACUCAAGAAGUUGAAAGCGGAGUUGGUAUCGGCAAUCCCAGAUCCCUCAAAAUCUCUCCCGCUUUCAGUACUUGAACAACUCCCCUAUCUAACUGCAUGUAUCCAAGAAGGACUCCGUCUUUCCUGCGGUGUCAGCUCACGUCUCCAACGUAUCGCUCCUGAUGAAGACCUCAUCUUUAACGACGGCAAGAAAACAUGGAUGAUUCCCCGUGGAACGCCAGUCGGUAUGACUAGCACGCUAGUACACUACGAUGCCAGCAUCUUUCCUUCACCAACAUCCUUCCUUCCGGAACGAUGGAUUGAAAAUCCACGUCUAGACAAAUACCUUAUUGCAUUUUCUCGAGGAUCUCGGCAGUGUAUUGGCAUCAAUCUCGCUUAUGCUGAGCUUUAUCUUGCAUUGUCUACGAUAUUUAGGCGGUAUGGGAGUAAAGAUGUUCGUGGUGAGGAUGAUCUGGGCGCUUUUGAGCUGUUUGAGACAACGGAUAAGGAUUGGGUUAUUGUUGGGGACGGGAUUACGCCUUUGACCGUUCCUGAAUCUAAGGGUAUUCGGAUCCAUGUUGUGAAGUGAAAUUGUUCCGAGUUGGAUCCAACCUUGGAAAGAUCACCUUGAUAUAUAAUGUCGAUAUUCAAACUGAUUCUCCUGAGCUCUCAUCUUUUGCAGUCCUCACUACGCCGUAUCGUUGGCUCUUUUCUCGCAGCUUAUGUGGGCUCCUCGAGCGCACAUUUCUCCUUAUUGCGUCUUGAACCUCUCGGAAAGCUUGUAGAUGGUAGUUUGGCAGAACUGCGGUAUUAGAUCGCACGUACAUUUUAAUCUAUUUGGUAGCGGC